AUGGAUGAUACUCGCGAUCACUACGACUCGUCUGCAUCCCACGAGGAUGAUGUCCUCAACAACAGCGAUGGUGACGAAGAGUGGGAGGAUGUCGAAGCGGACAACGUGCUGGUCAAUCUGAACAUUGCCCCCUCUGUGGGUGACAAGGCUGUUGCUCCAUAUGGCAAGCACCUGAUCAGCAACCGCCAACUCGACGUGGCUGACAUUAUCGCCAACCACCAGGUGGUUGUGCUGGAGUACUGGGCUGCGUUUGCGCCGCCCAGCUUGCAGAUGGUCCAGCAAGAUGCUGCCGCCGUGCAGCAUCGUCAAGCUGAAUGGGGCGACCGCGUCACCGUCCUGGCCUGCAAUUUGGAUGAUGAUUUUGCUUCUGCCCAAUCGGCCUUUUUGCAACUUCAGGUCAGCUCAGAAGUCAUCAUGCCUCUGCACGUCAACGCCGAGGAGAAUGCUCGUACCUACAUGAUUGACUGUGAGUACGCUUGCCCUUUUUCGUGUGCGUCACCCGCGCCGUCACUGCUUCGACUCACCCUGCGUCGAAACCGCACAGCCGUACCCAUGGCAGUGGUCAUUCACAACGGUACCAUCAAAUGGCGAGGCCAUCGCGAUGAUAUCAAUCUGAUUACAUCCAUCAACAACCUUCUGGACGGCGGAGCUAUUCAGCUUGAGACUCGAACCCCUCAUACCAUUGGUCCCAAACCUGGCGUUCCUGACUUGGCCUCGCUGGAUGAGGAUGCCAUCAUGGAACUGUGUGACAGCAUCGCUGUACGUAACAACACCUCGACUCGCGCUGUGAUCGAUUCAACCAUCAGCGCCACCCCCCGACAAUGCUCACGCCCAUGA
Messenger RNA from Monosiga brevicollis MX1, 837 nucleotides. RefSeq lists its product as uncharacterized. The coding region runs from base 1 to 837 and encodes 278 amino acids. The transcript has 6 exons. NCBI's taxonomy places the organism in Eukaryota, Choanoflagellata, Craspedida, Salpingoecidae. The record is from RefSeq and is a predicted model, not a curated record.